UUUUCUUUUUGUCUUUUUUUUCCUCAUUUUUGUUUUUCUUUCUUUUUUUUCCACAUCAUUUCCCUUUCCUCAUUUCCCUCGCUCAACGAGCCCUAAUCCGAUAAUAUUUCCGUUUCGAUCAUUCGAUUGAUCGAUUUUUAGCUGCAAAUCAAGCAAAAAAUGCUGAAUCAGAGAUUUAAGCAACAGCAGCAUCAGGCGUUGAUGCAGCAAGCGCUUCUUCAGCAGCAGUCGCUCUACCAUCCAGGCCUCUUAGCUGCUCCGCAGAUUGAGCCAAUUCCUAGUGGAAAUCUGCCUCCCGGGUUUGAUCCAACCACAUGCCGCAGUGUGUAUGUUGGGAACAUUCAUAUACAGGUGACAGAACCACUUCUUCAAGAAGUUUUUGCAAGUACUGGUCCGGUUGAGAGCUGCAAGCUCGUUAGAAAAGAAAAGUCAUCCUAUGGGUUCAUUCAUUACUUUGAUCGCAGAUGUGCUUCACUUGCAAUAAUGACUCUUAAUGGAAGGCACUUGUUUGGGCAGCCUAUCAAAGUUAACUGGGCAUAUGCUAGUGGUCAGAGGGAAGACACAUCAAGCCACUACAACAUUUUUGUUGGUGAUCUCAGCUCUGAGGUUACUGAUGCCAUGUUGUAUGCAUGCUUUUCUGUUUAUUCUAGUUGUUCUGAUGCAAGGGUUAUGUGGGACCAAAAGACUGGCCGUUCUAGGGGGUUUGGAUUUGUCUCCUUCCGCAACCAGCAGGAAGCUCAAAGCGCGAUAAAUGAUUUAACUGGAAAAUGGCUCGGUAGCAGGCAGAUACGCUGUAACUGGGCCACAAAGGGUGCUGGUACCACUGAUGAAAAGCAGAAUUCGGAUGCUAAAAGUGUUGUGGAACUAACAAACGGCUCUUCUGAGGAGGUUAAGGAGGCAGCAAGCACUGAUGCCCCCGAGAAUAACCCUCAAUACACCACUGUGUAUGUCGGUAAUCUUGCUCCAGAAGUAAGCCAGGUUGACCUCCACCGCCACUUCCAUGCACUUGGUGUGGGAUCAAUUGAAGAAGUUAGGGUGCAACGUGAUAAAGGAUUUGGCUUUGUGAGGUACAGCACCCAUGCAGAGGCUUCUGUCGCCAUUCAAUUGGGAAAUGCUCAGUCAUAUCUUUGUGGCAAACAAAUUAAGUGUUCAUGGGGUAACAAACCAACACCGCCUGGAACUAGCUCAAACCCACUCCUUCCACCUGUACCUGCACCGCUGCACGGCUUAUCUGCUGCAGACCUGUUAGCAUAUGAGCGGCAAAUGGCCAUGAGCAAGAUGGGUGGUGUCCCUGCCCUCAUGCCUCAUCAGGGUCAGCACGCUCUAAAGCCAGCAGCGAUGGGAAUGGGUGCAGGCGCUAGUCAGGCCAUCUACGAUGGUGGCUAUCAGAACAUAGCUGCCGCCCAGCAGCUUAUGUACUACCAGUGAUCUGUUGAGAUUUGAUAUACGUAAUGUAGAAUGUUCCGGCCUCUAUGGGGUCCGGCCCUGUGUUGAGUUGUCAACAUUUUCUAGGAUGUGUAAAAUCUUUGUUUGCAGUUUGUGCAUUGUGUUGAGUUAUCAGCUGCUUAUGUACUGCCAGUAAUAUCUAUGUAUGUUUGGAUUCUUGUAGGAAUGAACAGUAUGGUAUAUUUGCGAAA
This is a messenger RNA of Salvia hispanica, 1637 nucleotides long. RefSeq names its product oligouridylate-binding protein 1B-like. Lineage: Eukaryota; Viridiplantae; Streptophyta; Magnoliopsida; Lamiales; Lamiaceae. Gene Ontology annotation, molecular function: mRNA binding. The record is from RefSeq and is a predicted model, not a curated record. Gene Ontology annotation, cellular component: cytosol.